AUGCAGCGAAUCAACAUCUCUGCUAAAUUCGAAAACAUUACUGCAAUGCUUACUCUUCUCUUCCUCUUCCUUGUAUUAACAACGAUAAGAACGGAAGCGCGCCCAAUGCAUGGACCUGCUGACCCACUUCAUUGUCCACCAGGUAUGGGACCGGGAGAACCAGGCAUGGAAUGGGGAAGACGAGGACGGGGACGAGGAGGAUCAGGAGUGGAUUGGGGAAGAAGAGGAAUGGGAUCACGUUGGCAAGGAGGUUCAGGAAUGGGACCGCGCGGACAGGGAAUGAUUGGACCAGAAGGCCCCCGAGGGAGAGGUUUGGGCAGGGGCAAUCCAAAUACUGGAGAUGAUGGAUCGAAGCUGGAAGCAAAUGCGUGAAGAAAACUACUAAGGCAUUUCGUCCGCAGAAUGCUUAAUGUCAGGAAGCUAUGACGUCUAUCAUAAUAUAUGUAAUUAACACAACUUAUAUGUUAUUGUUAUCUUAGUAUGUUUCUUCAUGACUUUACUUUCCAAAAUAAAACCAAAAGUUGACAAUGUU
Messenger RNA from Cylicocyclus nassatus, 532 nucleotides. The record is from the annotation of a GenBank genome assembly. NCBI's taxonomy places the organism in Eukaryota, Metazoa, Nematoda, Chromadorea, Rhabditida, Strongylidae.